Molecule: messenger RNA, 891 nt
Organism: Adineta ricciae
Lineage: Eukaryota; Metazoa; Rotifera; Eurotatoria; Adinetida; Adinetidae
Source: the annotation of a GenBank genome assembly
AUGUCAAUCACGUUAUUCAUUAUCAUGGCACAAUAUUUGACAAAAGCUGGUGCUAUUGUAUUAACUGCUGGCAAUCUGCGGUCAACAUACAUGAGUGUUCCAACACUUUCCUUGAUGGAUGCUGUUGAUACAAAGCUAGGCCACGCAACGCCGGGUAAUUCGGAUUGUGUACGGAACAUUCUUAAUAACGUGACAGCAACGCUUGGAUUAACAGAAGAAGAAGUUGCUACCAUCAAGGCAUAUACCGCUAAUUGUCUUUAUUCUGAUCUGAACACCGCACUUCGUACCGAAAAUUAUUCUUCGAUAAAGCGUUGGUUUGCAUAUUUAAAACUUUUUCAAUUAGCACUAACCAAACUCAAUGCAGCAGAAGGGAAAUUUUGUCGUGGCGAGAGGCGAACGUGGAAUGUAACUUAUAAAUAUGGGGAAAUCAUUACUUGGUGGGCUGUUACGUCGGUUUCAUCUAAGGUAUCCGUCUGCACUCAGUUUUUGGACGGACUUCCUCAUUCACUCUCGGGUACACUUUAUACGAUCCAGUCACAUACAGCAAGGAGCGUGGAACACAUCUCUAAAUUUCCUGAAGAAGCCGAAUCAAUUCUACUACCAGCUACAAGUUUCAGAGUCAUUUCUCAUGGUGUAGAUCCGAUGCGGCCAAAAACAUAUACGAUUGACUUAGUAGAGAUACGUUCUGAAACUACUGAUACCAGCACGAAUACCAAUAUAGUGCCAGCUGUGUUUACAGAACAUAUAACUAAACAUGUGAUAGAUACGACGUCAGGACAUUCACAUCUGAUUUUACCUACAGAACAUAUAACUAAACCUGUGAUAGGUACGACGUCAGGACAUUCACAUCUGAUUUUACCGGUGAGCAAAGCUAUCAGCAAUAAUCGGUAA